Molecule: messenger RNA, 2814 nt
Organism: Danaus chrysippus (African queen)
Lineage: Eukaryota; Metazoa; Arthropoda; Insecta; Lepidoptera; Nymphalidae
Source: the annotation of a GenBank genome assembly
AUGGCGCCGAAACGGAAAAGGAAGGAGCCUCCAAUAAGAUGCGAUGAAAUUCAAGGCGAACGUUUUCAUGCACCGACCGAAGAUGUGUUCACUCACAAUUGGUGGGAAGUGUUCUGCUUUCCAUACAUUCUGUGUGGACGAAUGUGGGAUUGUUUCGUAUCUUUGUGCUCCGGUACGAACCAAUGUCUGGUGUAUUGGAUGAUGAUUCAAUGGAUCGUGUGUAAGCUAACUAAACUCACGACCCCCGACGCUAUAAUAUUCCCCUACUAUUUCUAUAUGUUCUGCCAGACACACAGAAGCACAGUAUCCAUGAUGAAGGUGUGGGGAGCUCACGGGGAGUUCUGUGCGAAGCAUCAAUGGGAGGUCAUAGUGGCGACCCUUGCCCUCCUGGCCUGUGCUGCGAGUGUUGAGAGGCAUGGCACAGGGGUCAGAUCUGAACACUGUGCAGGCUGGGCUAGAGCCUGCCCAGGGUUAGAAGCGGAGUAUCAAGCGGCCGAUGCCGUCAUCAUGACAUUUGUCCGCUGCGCUGCAUUACUCUACGCCUAUUACCAAGUGUCCAACCUACAGAAAAUCGCGUCCAAAUAUCUUCUUAUAAUCGCUGGUGUUUUCUCAACAUUCGCAAGUUUCAUAUUCACGUCGGCGUUGGCUAGUUUGUUUUGGAGCGAGCUGGCGAGUAUUAAGGAUGCGCCGUUUCUGUUUUUAUUGGUCGCUGAUGUGGCUAGAGGGGCUAGGAUGGCUAAAGCCGGAUGGAGCGCGGGUGAAGAUCAAGGGAAGAGGGUUGGCAAAGCGCUUUCAUUACUGGGACCGACUGCGACUUUGGAUACACUACUAGCAGUUCUUCUAGUCGGUGUAGGUGGAUUAUCUGGUGUUCCAAGAUUGGAGCAUAUGUGCACAUUCGCUUGUCUGGCUCUGUUAGUCGAUUACUCUGUGUUCGUUACUUUCUACCCGGCCUGCUUGUCGUUGGUAUCCGAUUUCGCAUCUGGUAGAAAAGAGAUGAGACCGGAUAGCCCGUUUGCUGAAAGUGAUCUAAAACCCAACCCGGUGGUGCAGAGAGUCAAGAUGAUAAUGGCAGCUGGUUUGUUGUGUGUACAUCUGACGAGUAGGCUGCCGUGGGCUAAAGAGAACGGCAUGAUAGAAGGUUCAUUAUCAAACGACUUCAAGUCGACAUCAGAUGAAAAUGUUCUAUUCAAUUCCUACGUCAAAUGGUUCUCGGUGAGCGCCGAUUAUAUCGUCAUCGCGACCCUGUUGUGCGCUCUCAUUAUAAAAUUCAUCUUCUUCGAGGAGCAAAGGAACUGGGUCAUCGAUAUGAAUGAUCUAACGGUUAAGGAAGUCACCAAUAAAUAUGAUAAACCUAAAUUCAUUGUUGGGGAGGAAUUGAAAGCGGAGAUAUGUACUCAAACUGAUGAUCUGUUGAAUUGGGAGGAGACUGAAUGGCCUGUGCUCUCACCGAGCUCAUCAGCGGCUAAGCUUAACGCGAAGAAACGCCCGAUGGCUGAAUGCUUGGAGAUAUAUCGUUCUGAGGGUGUUUGUACAUCGCUUAGUGAUGAUGAAGUCGUAAUGCUUGUGGAACAAUCGCAUAUACCGUUGCAUAGAUUAGAAAAUGUCCUAAACGACCCCUUACGCGGUGUCAGGUUACGCAGGAGAGUCAUAUCAGCUAGAUUUGAAACGGAAUCUGCUGUGAAAAAGCUGCCUUAUCUUAAUUACGACUAUAGCAAAGUACUGAAUGCGUGUUGCGAAAACGUGAUUGGAUAUGUUGGUAUCCCAGUAGGUUAUGCUGGUCCCUUGGUCGUUGAUGGUAAAGCUUAUAUGAUUCCCAUGGCAACCACUGAAGGUGCGCUGGUAGCGUCUACGAAUAGAGGCGCUAAGGCCAUUGGAACAAGAGGAGUUACCAGUGUGGUUGAAGAUGUGGGCAUGACAAGAGCUCCCGCCGUAAAGUUACCUAAUGUAGUGAGAGCUCAUGAAUGCAGACAGUGGCUGGACAAUAAAGAUAAUUAUGCUAUCAUCAAAACUGCCUUCGAUUCAACGUCUAGAUUCGCGCGUCUCCAAGAAGUACACGUUGGUGUGGAUGGUGCUAUUCUAUAUUUGCGAUUCAGAGCAACCACUGGUGACGCAAUGGGAAUGAAUAUGGUGUCCAAGGGUGCUGAAAACGCUCUCAAGCUACUCAAGAAUUACUUCCCAGACAUGGAAGUUAUAAGCUUAUCUGGCAAUUACUGUUCCGAUAAAAAAGCAGCGUCUAUCAACUGGGUCAAAGGUAGAGGUAAACGUGUGAUAUGCGAGACCACAAUAUCCGCGACUAAUUUGAAGAAUAUAUUCAAAACUGACGCCAAAACUAUGACUAGAUGCAAUAAAAUCAAGAAUUUGUCAGGAUCGGCUUUAGCUGGGUCGAUAGGAGGGAAUAACGCUCAUGCUGCUAAUAUGGUCACAGCUAUAUUUAUAGCGACCGGCCAAGACCCAGCUCAAAACGUAACAAGCAGCAACUGUAGCACAAGUAUGGAGGUUUGUGGUGAGAAUAAUGAGGAUCUGUACGUAACAUGCACCAUGCCUUCCUUGGAAGUAGGAACAGUUGGCGGUGGAACUGUUUUAACUGGUCAGGGCGCCUGUCUAGAGAUCCUCGGCGUCAAAGGAGCGGCGGAACGACCAGCUGAAAACUCAGCCAGACUAGCUUCCUUGAUCUGCGCUACGGUCUUAGCCGGCGAGCUAAGCCUCAUGGCCGCUCUAGUCAAUUCAGACCUGGUAAAAUCACACAUGCGCCACAAUAGAUCGACUAUCAACGUACAGAACGCAUCCAACGAACUGAAAGUACCCACAUUAUAA